AACCAUAUUACCACGUCAUAGACCCUGGUGUCAUGGUUGGUUACGUUGAUCGCUAACCAUAGCCGAUAGUUUGGAUCAAAAGGGUGCUAGUCGCCAAAGGUUGCGUGUUGCCAAGGGUCAUGAGGUACCAAAGGUUGUGAGAUACCAAAUGAUGCAAGUAACCAAAAGGUAUGAGAUACCAAGGGUUGCAAGUAUCAAAGGGUACGAGGACCAAAGGGUACCAAUGACCAAAGGGUGCAUCGUGAUCCCAAGGAUGCAAUGUAUCGUGAUCCAAGAUCUGUGAUCAUGUCGUGAUCCAAGAGGUACGAAUGUGUCGUUAUCGAAGAGGUACGAGCGUGUUGUGAUCCAAGAGGUACGAACGUAUCAUGAUCCAUGGGAUGUGAACGGGUCAUGACCGAAAGGGUACGAACGGGUCAGAACUGAAAGGGUACAAACGGAAUGGGACCGAAAGGGUACAAGUGAUUCGAUGGUUAAAAGGACACCACAUGCAUUAUGUUGGGCGUGGACCCAUAUGAUGGCAAUGGGUUGUCAGUUUGGUCAAUACAUGAGUGUAAGGAAAUAGCGAAGGCCUUAAGAGCUAGUGCAAUCCGUACAACAUGAUUGAUGUAUGAACCAUAAUCCAUAGUUAGUGGAUGGAUGGUUCUAGUCACAAAGGCUAAGUAGGAUAUCUUACAAUCAACUUUGGGUUGGUGAGUAGGAUAGGCGCCAUAUGCCUUAUGUAGGGAGUAAACCCACAUGAUGGCAAUGGAAGGCGGUUAUGUCAAUACCUUCCAAGUAGGCGAUGGCUUAUGAAGUCUAGUUGUCGGAUCAUGUUUCAUGACGAUGUUUCGAUGGCUGAGAACUAGUAUGGAUAGUCACGUUGCUGGAGUAAGAGUAUUGAUGUGAUGCUUCUAGAUAUCAAUCUUGGUGUUGAUAACUUCGAGAUUGGCUAAGAGUCAUGACGAAGUGUAUCGCUAGUACUACGUGUCGUAGACCUUAAGUAUUGAGCUUAGGUGUGAUUGUCCAAGGAAAGCCGUGUAAGAUCUGAUCAUGGUUGAGUAUGGACGACCUGACCUCUGGAUGAUGGUCUAAGGUGUCACUACUAACCUGAUUAAUGAAUCGGUUGGUAUGAACAAGUCAUAUCUGUUUUCUGGGUUAAGUCUCAAGGCCGAUCAGGCCAGAUGAUGACUCAUCAGUUCCAAGUCAUAUGAGGAUGGUUGGUUGAUUGACUUAGGAUCUAAUGAGCUUUGUCAGUCCAGAAAAUGGACUUGGUACUAUUGCCUAUAAGGCAAAAGGAUUUCGGAUUGUGCAUGAGCCGAGAAAGGUCAGAUGUAUGUCCUUUUUCUUUCAGAGACUUCUCAAAGCUUACUUAUGUCUGUGGGGAUGGUUGGUUGAAUGACUAAGUACCUAGGGGAGCUGUUUGAUGCAAGAGUCAAGAUAAGGACCUUAAGUAAGAUCAUUGAGUCAUCGUGGUCCAGCUGUCAAGCAAGAGCAAUUUGAGUCAAUGGAGGACCGAUGAGCUAAUAAGCUCCAUAGAUGUGGCGUAGGUAUGAUCUAGCAUUUACUUAUGUAGAUCUAGAUAGAAUGGUUUAGGAGAAUGGAACCUCAGAAUUAUGACUUGGUUUGGGUUUAGGAUUGACCUUUAAGCUAAUUGGUAGUUGAGUAAACUGACCAAGGCUAAGGUGAAUCGACCAGACAAGUGUUAGAUUGGUUUAAGACCAAUAGAAAACUAGAGAAUAAUAUGUUGCGUAUUUGUUGAAAGGAUCUAAGCUAUUAAUGACUAGGGAAGUCUUUAGCUAAGGUUUAAGUUCGCCCUCGCCUAUGGGCGAUAUUAUAAAUAAAGGGCAAAAAUUAAGAGGUUCGGCCAGGAAGUGGACCAAGCGAUGUAAGGCUUCAACCGCGGCCUAAGCGGCCGGAUCGGGGUGUUACAAGAACUCAUAUACAUUGGAUAAUUUGGUAUCUUUGGAAAUCUUGAAACAAUUAACUUUUCAUGAGCAUAAACAGUGGCCCCUUUGAUUUGCGAAUGCCAAAGUUGGUUCUCAACGAAUGUGGUUGUUCCUACAACAUCACAACCAUUAAGCAACACUGAUUAACUAGCCAUAUGCUUGGAAAACAUAUAUUUGGUGGAUGACUUCCACUUUUCAAUUCAGUUGAUGCGGAUGGGUUUAGAAGGACAUAUCUGAAUAUUUUCAUUAAAUGAGGACACGAAGACGACAGAAUCAGCUUGGCAUUCAGAAUUAGAAUCACUGUUCUGAGCGAUAGACAUUCAACUUGCCAGAAGUUUGGAACAAACUACAUGGACCUGAUCACUUAUGAUUAAAGAACCUCAUGCAUGGUAAAAUUUCUUAUAGAUAGAAGUGAUCAAGACCAAAGAAAAUUCCAAGUAUUCAAGAUAUCUUACAUUUAUCGACAACAAAAUGCAAUUUCGGGUUUUCUAGCUAAAACUGCAAAAUCUUUUUAUAGGAAACUUUGUUUUGUUGGUUGCUUUAUUCUGGCGUAGUUGCCAUACCAUCUUUAAUUUGAAUGAUAAAAUGACCGUGUGAUUGUCAAUUUUUUUUAUUAUCCUAGUAAAUACUUUCAAUCUGUUUGUUCCAACUGUCUAAUGUGUUAUUACCGUUCAAACUUAUAUUAUAUUAAUAUAAAUAAUGAAGCUAGUAGAAUUUCUAAAAAAUGAUAUAAAUGUGGUAUUUGGUUUUAUUGUAUAGCUCUUUAUCCUUUCCCAAUUCACGUAUGAAUACACAUGCAGUUAGUUACAUAUUAUGGUUUGUACAGUACAAUGCGUAUUUUUAAUGUAAUGCUUCAUGCCGACAUAAACAUAAGACGUACGCAUGUAUUAUGAGUAUAUAUAGACACAUCACACGUAUGCAUUUCCAUAUUCACAAAAUAAUAAAAAAUUAAUAUUUACAAUAAUGAAAUUUCGCUUUCUCAGCCAAUAAAAACAGAGAUUUCAAUAUCUUUCAUUAGUUUAAAAUUUUAUAUGCGCCUAAUUGCUAUUACUUCGAAAUAUUUAUAUUUGGAAUAAAGAACAGAUAUUUGAGAUGAUAAAAGUCAACUAUAUCUCAUCAUUUGGUCUUUUGUUUCCCGACGCCCAACUUUUUUUUAAAAAAAUAUCAUCUGUUCAUUUUUCAUUCUUUUUCCCAACUGGAUAUCACCAAUUACCAUCAUUCAUAACACAUUAGCAUUUCGAGAAUCCUUCUAUAUAUACAUCAGUCAAGUCAUCCAACGAGAGCGACGACACCACAUUUGUUAAAUAAAUAUAAAGAAAUGAAGGUUCAUGAGUUUUCCAAUGGGUUUUCGUCUUGGGAGCAGCAACAAGAGUCGCCAUCAUCCUUUAGCUGCAAACGCUUCCGUCCUCUGGCCCCUAAGCUCUCCGGCAGCCCUUCCUCCCCUCCUUCUUCUUCCUCGGGCGUCACUUCCGCUACUUUCGAUCUCAAGAGCUUCAUUAAACCCGAUCAAGCCGCUCCAACAAAAUCUCACUACUCUCUUGAACACAAACGAGACUUUUCUCAAGUGGAGAUGCACCCGGGAGGGACAAGGUGGAACCCAACUCAAGAACAGAUAAAAAUACUUGAGAUCUUGUACAAAGGUGGAAUGCGGACUCCUAACGCGCAACAGAUCGAGCACAUAACUUCUCAACUCGGUAAAUACGGAAAAAUCGAAGGGAAGAAUGUGUUCUACUGGUUUCAGAACCACAAAGCGCGGGAGAGACAGAAGCAGAAGAGGAACAACCUCAGCUUAAGUUGCCAAGGCAGCCUCAGUACUACUAGUGUCUCUAAUGCAAGUGUAACAAUGAAGACAAGAACAUCGUCUUCACCUGACUUCAAGAGAGAACCAAUGGUGAUGAAGGAGUUACUUGAAGAGAAUGAGUACAAGAGGACAUGUAGGAGCUGGGGAUUUGAGAACUUGAAGAUAGAGAGCAGAAGAAACAUAAAUAGUAGUAUAAAUGCUACAAUAGCAACUACUUUUAAUAUUGACAAUGUAACUCUUGAGCUUUUUCCUUUGCACCCUGAAGGAAGGUGAAGAAGAUGAGGCAGAAAAUGUGGAAUUCUUAUGUAGAUCUGGUUUGGGUUCAGUCGAAGUAGUUGGUAUCUUGAUAUUCAAAAAAUAAUUCUGGAUGAUAAAUAAGUUUCUAAGAUUAUAGAAUCUACUUAAGAGUUCCCUUAUAAUUUGCGAGCCUGAUGUAUCCUGUGUAGUUUCUUUUGCAAUGUAUUCUUAGUUAUGAAUUCUUAGUUAAGCUCAUCUCUUUAGUUUC
This is a messenger RNA of Brassica rapa (field mustard), 4231 nucleotides long. RefSeq names its product WUSCHEL-related homeobox 4. The record is from RefSeq and is a predicted model, not a curated record. Gene Ontology annotation, molecular function: DNA-binding transcription factor activity; DNA binding. Gene Ontology annotation, biological process: cell division; procambium histogenesis; phloem or xylem histogenesis. NCBI's taxonomy places the organism in Eukaryota, Viridiplantae, Streptophyta, Magnoliopsida, Brassicales, Brassicaceae. Gene Ontology annotation, cellular component: nucleus.